Molecule: messenger RNA, 1908 nt
Organism: Acanthosepion pharaonis
Lineage: Eukaryota; Metazoa; Mollusca; Cephalopoda; Sepiida; Sepiidae
Source: the annotation of a GenBank genome assembly
AUGGCCGGUAGCAAUUACACAACAGAUGAAAAAUUGGGUUUACUUGUUGACAGCGAAGAAGAAGAAAUCUUUAAUGCGCAAGAUGAAGAACUUCAAAAGAAAAAGGAUUUUACACUAUACGAAGAUGCAAUUGAAGCAACAGGCAAUGGUCGAUAUCAUAUUCUGCUAUUAAUAGUGUGUGGCUGGGCUGUAUCAAGUGAUGCCAUUGAAAUCCUUUCCUUGUCUUUUGCUCUACCCCCAGCCAGCUGUGACAUGCAACUGACAGCAGUAAUGAAAGGAUGGCUCAAUGCAUCAAUGUUUAUUGGAAUGCUUAUUGGUGGCUAUCUGUGGGGCAGCCUGGCAGAUAAGAUUGGACGUCGAAAAGUAUUACUUGGAUCCUUAACAAUCAAUGGCUUGGCUGGCCUUGCUUCAAGCUUUGCCCAGAUCUACUGGCUUUUUCUCUUAUGCAGACUUAUCAGUGGAAUUGGGGUUGGUGGCAGUAUGCCUGUGGUGUUCACAUAUUUUUCAGAGUUUCAGUCCAAAAAAAGGCGUGGAGCAAUGAUAUCAGCCCUUGCCACAUUUUGGAUGGGAGGCAACAUUAUUGCUGCUGGACUUGCAUGGGUAGUGAUUUUGUAUAGCAGAGUCAACGUUGUCCUUCUUGACUUCUCCUAUAGCAGCUGGAGACUCUAUUUGUCUGUAUGCACUCUGCCCAGUCUCACAUCCGUCCUCAUCUUCCUGUUGAUGCCAGAAAGUCCCAAAUUCUUGCUGCUGAAUGGUAAAGAACAAGACUCAUUGUUGGUUUUAAGAAAAAUUUACAUGGUGAACAAUAGGACCAGUUCAUUGGCAGAUUUUCAAGUGAAUUCCCUUAUGCUCUAUGACAGUGACUCAAAAGAAUCUUCAGCAGAACAGAAAAAAUUAUUAGAAGUAAAAAGAACUCCUUCAAAUUUUAAGAACAGUAUUUUUACUAUGCUACAAUCAACCAGGGAAAUCUUCCAGAAACCUUUAUUGCAUAACACCUGUGUCUUAUUGGCUAUUAGUUUUACCCUAUCAUUUGGUUAUUACGGCUUGUGGAUGUGGUUUCCUGAGAUCUUUAACAAAAUUGAGAAAUAUGGAGGCUCUGUGUGUGUCCCUGGAAAGCCUCAUAACUUAACAAAUAACACAGUAACAGAAUGUACACCUCCAAACAAUAAUAUCUACUUUGAUGGAUUUCUUACAGCACUAUCAAAUUUACCUGGGAACAUCUUCACUAUUUUUCUUAUGGAUAAAAUUGGUAGAAAAAUUUUACUUGUGAGCAGCAUGGUGAUAUCUGGAGCCAGUGUCUUUUCAAUUUUAUUAAUAAGUAACCGAACAACCAACCUCAUUGUAUCUUGUGUGUUUGGUGGUGUCAGUGUCAUUGGAUGGAAUGCUCUUGAUGUAUUAAGUACUGAGCUCUUCCCAACAAAAAUCAGGUCCACAGGAAUUGGAGUACAGUCAACAGCAAUGCGACUUGGUGCAAUCACUGGCAAUUUGGUGUUUGGCAAUUCACAAAAUAUACAAGCUAAAAUAUUUGACUUUCUUGAUACUGAUUUGUAUUUUUUAUUGUCACAAAGUAGUUCUUUUUACAUAUACAUUGCUGAUACUGCUGUUAUUCUUCUUUUUUCUUUUCUUUUUCUUUCUCUUUUCCUCUUACUUUCUUUUUUCCUUUACUUUCUUUUUUCCUUUUCUUUCUUUUUUCCUUUUUCCUUGCUCUUAGCUUUGAUUGUUAUUCCUCCGAUUAAUUUUCUUCAUAUCUAUCUUCUCUCAUCUCUCUUCUUACCUCUUUUGAUUCCAUCCAUAACCCUCUCUCUUUUCAAUAUUCUUGUCUCCCAAUUGCUUUUUCUGUUUAUCAUUCCUUUCCUCCUCCUCCUCUCUUUCUGUCUUAAAUUCUUAUCAUCCCCUUCCUUGAAAUAA